AUGAGAUAACAAUUAUAACUUACAGGAGACAGUACUUUAUCUUAAUCAACAAUGUAGAGAAGAAAUUCAAAUAAGAAACAGAAAUCUCCAAUAUAAGGAAGAAGAUUAUUCUUAAGUCAUGUAAUAUAGACUCCAUAAAGUUUAUAAUAAGUAUAAACUCAACAAUAAUAAUAAUAAGAAUAUUAAUAGCAUAUAAUAUAGGGAAGAUCACAUAGUUAAUCAAAUGUAGUAUUUUAAGAAGAAGUACCUUAGAAAUGGCCAAUAAUACAAUUACCAUUUUUAAAGAAUACUCAACCAACAAUAUUUUUUUAAUAUCCUCCAGUUUGUGAGGAUAAGAGACCUUUAGUGAAUGCAAGACCUAUGACAGAAGAAGAGGUUAAAAAAUAUUAAUUAACAUGCAGAGUAUUGGGUUCUGCUCCUUAUAAAUGUGUAUUGACAUCUUUUGAUUGGGCAGGAUUUAAAAGAAUCGAUGAAGAUGAUGAUGAAGAUGAAGAAUGGAAUGUAUAAUGGGGAAUAGGUAAUAAAUCAACUUUGAGAAAUAUGAAUAGAUAUUAAAAAAUCAAUCAUUUUCCAGGAUGUUGGAAUAUGGGUAGAAAAGAUCUAUUAUGGUUAAAUUUAAGUAAAUUUAAAAGAAAAUACCCAAAAGAAUAUAAUUUUAUUCCAAACACAUACUUAUUAUAAUAUGAUUAUGACAGAUUUAUGAUGGCAUAAGAUUCUGCUUAAAAGGAUACUCUUUGGAUUAAAAAGCCUUGUGCAGAUUCAAGAGGUCGAGGUAUAACAAUGGUCAGUAAGAAAUCAAAGGUUAAAAAAGAUAAAAACUUUUUAAUAAUGGAUUAUAUUUACAAUCCUCAUUUAAUUAAUGGAUAUAAAUAUGAUUUACGAGUCUAUGUAUUAAUAUCAUGUUUUGAUCCACUUAGAGUAUAUAUGUAUAAGGAUGGUUUGGUAAGAUUUGCAACCCAAAAAUACUCUACAAAUUCUAAAGAUCUUACAAAAAGAUAUAUACAUUUGACAAACUUUGCAGUUAACAAAUUAUCACCUAAUUUUGUUAAGAAUUAAAAUACAUAAAAAGAUGAUGAAGGUUCUAAAUGGUCUCAUUAAGCCUAUAGAAAGAAAUUAGAUGAAUUAGGAAUCAAUUCAAGAGAAUUAUUUAUGAGAAUUCAAGAUGUAGUUCUAAAAACUUGUAUUGCAACAGAACCAUUUAUGUUAGAUAGUAACGCAAAAUCUCUAGAACAUAGAAAUGGAUAUUUUGAAUUAUAUGGAUUUGAUGUUCUUAUUGAUGAAAAUCUAAAACCUUGGGUUCUAGAAGUCAAUGUUUCACCUUCUCUUAAUUCUAGUUCUCCUCUUGAUAAAAAGAUCAAGACUUCUUUAAUAUCUGAUGUUUUACAUCUUGUUGGGGUACCUCUCUGGGAUAAAAAGAAUUAUAAAAUUGGUUCUCCUCCUAAAUACAAUCAACGGAACAUCAAAGAUAUACCAAAUAUAAAUUCUUCUAAUUGUUUAAAUAAAUUAUCACAAAAUGAUGUUAGUAUGCUUAUUCAUACUAUCGAAGAAGCAAAAAGAAGAGGAAAGAACUUCUCUUGUAUAUUUCCAAAUCCUAAAACUAUUCAUUAAUAUAUGGAUCUUUUUGAAUUUCCUAGAUUUAAUAAUAAACUUGUCGAACGCUUUUAUUAAGACAAAUGCAAUUGGCUAUCUAGAUUUAAUUGA
This is a messenger RNA of Paramecium sonneborni, 1701 nucleotides long. The record is from the annotation of a GenBank genome assembly. Lineage: Eukaryota; Ciliophora; Oligohymenophorea; Peniculida; Parameciidae.